Messenger RNA from Mugil cephalus (flathead mullet), 3771 nucleotides. RefSeq names its product Rap guanine nucleotide exchange factor 4a (gene rapgef4a). The transcript is spliced from 31 exons. The record is from RefSeq and is a predicted model, not a curated record. Bases 72 to 3170 code for a protein of 1032 amino acids. Lineage: Eukaryota; Metazoa; Chordata; Actinopteri; Mugiliformes; Mugilidae. Gene Ontology annotation, biological process: positive regulation of GTPase activity; Ras protein signal transduction. Gene Ontology annotation, molecular function: guanyl-nucleotide exchange factor activity. Gene Ontology annotation, cellular component: plasma membrane.
CUCCUCCUCCUCCUCCUCCCCCACCUCCUCCUCCUCCGCAGCUUCAGCAGCAUCAGCAGCAGGAUCCCAAGAUGGUAGCAGCGCACACUUCUUCGCGUUCGUCGGAAUCUGCCGAGUGGAUUAUUUGUCUCGAUAAGAGACCUGCAGAGCGCUCGGGGGAAGACGUCGACAUAAUCCUGGCUCGUCUGAAAAAUGUGAAGGCCUUCGAGAGAUUCCACACGAGUUUGCUGCAGAAGAUUUGCCUGUGUGGGUUCUAUGAGUGCUUGGAGAAAGGCAUCACAUUGUUCCGCCAAGGAGACAUAGGGACCAGCUGGUACGCCGUGCUGUCUGGCUCGCUGGACGUUAAAGUGUCGGAGACAUCAAGUUAUCAGGAUGCUGUUACUAUAUGCACACUGGGGACUGGCACAGCGUUUGGGGAGUCGAUCCUGGACAACACCCCCCGACAUGCAACCAUCGUCACGCGGGAAUUCAGCGAGCUCCUACGCAUCGAACAGAGGGAGUUCAGGUCUCUGUGGGAGAGAUAUCAUCACUGCAUGGCUGGACUACUCGCCCCACCAUAUGGAGUGAUGGAAAGCAGUUGUAAUUCUGACAGGAUGCCGGACAAAGAGAACAUAAGCAACAACUCAUUUGUUUCAGUCUCCAAACAUCAGAAUAAGACGUCAUUCAUUGAAAGUCCAACCAAACCCCACCCUAAAUGCUUUUCUCAGGUCCCCUCCGAGAAGAUCCUCCGGGCGGGGAAGGUCCUCCGUAACGCCAUCCUCUCCAGGGCGCCUCACAUGAUCAGAGACAGGAAGUACCAUUUAAAGACAUACAGGCAGUGUUGUGUGGGGACAGAAUUGGUGGACUGGCAAAUGCAGCAGAGCUCAUGCGUCCACUCUCGCGUGCAGGCCGUGGGGAUGUGGCAGGUGCUGCUGGAGGAAGGCGUCCUCAACCACGUGGACCAAGAGCUGAGCUUCCAGGACAAGUACCUUUUCUACCGCUUCCUGGAUGACGAGCAGGAGGACGCUCCCUUCCCCGGCGAGGAGGAGGCGAAGGAGAGCCAAGAGGAGCUGCAGGACACCCUACUUCUCCUCUCGCAGAUCGGCCCUGACGCUCACAUGAGGAUGAUCCUGAGGAAACAUCCCUCUGAGAGAACAGCAGAUGAUUUGGAGAUCAUUUAUGAGGAGUUGCUUCAUAUUAAGGCCUUAUCGCACCUGUCCACCACUGUAAAGAGAGAACUGGCAGGUGUGCUGAUCUUUGAGUCUCACGCAAAGGCAGGAACAGUGUUGUUCAGUCAGGGAGAGGAGGGCACGUCAUGGUACAUCAUUUUAAAGGGCUCAGUUAAUGUCGUCAUCUAUGGAAAAGGUGUUGUUUGCACUCUUCACGAGGGAGACGACUUUGGGAAACUGGCUCUGGUCAAUGACGCCCCCCGCGCCGCCUCCAUCGUCCUGCGGGAGGACAACUGUCAUUUCCUGAGAGUAGACAAGGAGGACUUCAACAGGAUUUUGAGGGACGUGGAGGCCAACACUGUGCGUCUGAAGGAGCACGGUCAGGAUGUUCUGGUGUUGGAGAAAAGCCUCAGCGGCAGCCGGACCUCCGUCCAGGGAACCUCGGCCUCCCAUUACAAAUACAAGGUGAUGUCUGGAACGCCGGAGAAGAUUUUGGAGCACCUCCUCGAAAUGAUGCGAUUGGAUUCUCAAUUCACGGAGUCAGAUUCAUCCUUAGAUGACUUUGUGCUCAUGCACUGUGUCUUCAUACCAAACGGUCAGCUAUGCCCAGCGUUGAUAUCUCACUACCACGCUCAGGCCUCGCAGGGCUCUGAACAGGAGAAGCUGGACUACACGCUGAACAACAAGCGCAGGGUGAUCCGCUUGGUGAUGCAGUGGGCCGCCGUGCACGGGGACAAUCUGCAGCAGGAGGACAUCUCGGUGGCCUUCCUCGAGGAGUUCCUCAUGGCGGUGUCCGAUGAUGCAAAAGUUCUUCCAGCUCUCAGGGAUCAACUAACAGACUUGGAGAGGAUCGUAAAGCGCAAUGCCGAAGAUGCCAGGUCCUCACAGAAAAGGACUUGUUCAACUCUGUCACAGCACAAAAUUCUGCUGCGGCAGUUCAGCAUGGGCGAGGAGAAGCUUCAGAAACGUCAGCCCAUCAAGAACAACGAUGAAAUUUUGUUCAAAGUCUACUGCUGUGACCACACCUACACCACGAUCCGCGUCCCCGUGGCUGCCUCAGUCAGGGAGGUCAUCGGCGCUGUGGCCGACAAGCUGGGGUCGGCGGAGGACCUGCUCCUGGUCAACCUCAGUUCGGCAGGAGAGAAAGCCGUCUUUAAACCCAACGAUGUCUCAGUGUUCUCCACGCUCAGCAUGAACGGACGACUGUUUGUCUGCCGGAGGGACCAGUUGGAUUCGUUGACUCCUUUACCUGAGCAGGAGGGGCCGUCUACAGGGUCCCUGUCCAGCUUUGAGUUGAUGAGCUCUAAAGACGUGGCUUACCACAUGACUUCCUACGACUGGGAGCUUUUCAACUGUGUACAUGAGCUUGAACUCAUCUACCACACGUUUGGGAGGCAUUAUGUUAAGAAAACCACCGUGAACCUGGACCUGUUCCUCAGGCGGUUUAACGAAAUCCAGUUUUGGGUGAUCACGGAGAUGUGUCUGUGCUCUCAGCUCAGCAAGCGAGUGCAGCUCCUCAAGAAGUUCAUCAAGAUCGCCGCUCACUGUAAGGAGUACAGGAAUCUGAACGCUUUCUUUGCCGUCAUCAUGGGACUGAGUAACCCUGCCGUGAGCAGGCUCAGUCAGACCUGGGAGAAACUUCCCAGCAAGUUCAAAAAGUUCUACGGGGAGUUUGAAAACUUGAUGGACCCGUCCAGGAACCACCGGGCGUAUCGGCUGACGGUCGCCAAACUGGAACCUCCCAUCAUUCCCUUCAUGCCGCUGCUGAUCAAAGACAUGACAUUUACUCACGAGGGCAACAAAACAUUUAUCGACAAUUUGGUCAAUUUUGAGAAAAUGCGGAUGAUAGCCAACACGGUGAAGAUAGUGAGAUACUGUCGAAGUCAGACAUUCAGUCCAGAUUCACCUCUGGCCAGCAAGAACCACCCCGACGUUUGGACGUACGUUCGCCAGCUCAACGUGAUCGACAACCAAAGGACGCUGACCCAGCUCUCCCAUGGACUCGAGCCCCGCAGGUCCUGAAACCACCCAGGGACAGAAAUGUUACACUCUGAUGCUGCUUUCACGACACAACAUGUGCUUACGUUUAUUACAAAUUAACUCCAAUACGGUUCAAUCACAUGGAGGACCUAAUGACGUAUCGGAUAAUGAGAUAUUGUUUCAGAAGCCUUUGCCUGACUUGUUAAGCCUUUAUUACAGUAAUUUGUGAUAUUUUAACAACAGUAAUUGUUAGCGGGUGAAGUACCUCUCAUAUCAUGCAGACAUCAUAUCAUCUCCAACCCAGACAAUUGAAGAAAUUAGGGAUCUUUGGGGGGGAUCUCAUUCAUCAGAUUAUUGUGUAACAUUUUCAGAAGUAAACACUAUGUGAUGCUUUAACAACACCAGUUAUCAAUAUUCCUGAUAUUCAGUUGUUUCGUAUCUUUUGUAUCAAACAAUAUUUGUACGUAUUUCAGCUUGUGGGACUCUUAUGUGUAGUAAAUUAUAUACAGAUAUUUAUUUUGGCAUCAGCAUGCAGAGGAUUAUUAUUGUUUGACUUUUUAUUCACGUGAGCGCAUAUCUCUCUGAAAGCAUAACUGUCUGAAAAACCUUUUGUGUGCUGUAAAUAUUAAAUAUUUUAGAUGUA